GAAUCUCUGAGAUUUAUAAUGAACUUUUGUUUUUGUGAUGGAGUCGUUUCAGUUCAUCGCAUGACUGUAUUUUGCUCGCUUAAAUGGCGUUAAUCUCCAGGAUGUUUCCUGUGUUUAGUUCACUACAGAAGAGGAGUGGCUGUGAAAAAUAUUAUAUCCUCCUGUUAUUUUGGAAUAAACAGUGUGAUGAUCGUUUAUGACAGAGGGUUUUAAUCCAGCUACGAUGGCGUCCCCCAGGGCUCAAGUUUCAGUCCCAUACUUUUCCUGUCCAUAGCUUUUUUUUUGCAUUAUUAUGACACAAAUCGAUAAUACGACGUUAUAAGAUAUAAACAGGCUUCAUCACAGGGAAAAAUACAAACUCUGUGUCACAGAUUUGAUAAACUGAAUGUAAGUAUUUUAAAGCUGUCACUCACCUGUCUGUGUCCUCGGAGAGCUUUGCGGACAGGUUUCCUCUCUACAAACACUUCAACUGGACCAGAAACCACAAACACACACUCACAGACAAACACAAAUGACAUGGUAUUAAAAACUCCACAUGAGACUACAGAGAUGACUUUUGCAUAAUGGCUCUGCAGCUGCUCCACCGCUCAGACCUGAGAUUUAUCUUGAGGUUUUUACAUAAAUGAAUCGCUUUUUUAUGGAAACAAACACAGGAGACGACUUAAAGGAGUCAAAUAUGACAGAGGGAACUUUAGGAAACUGUGUAACUCCAGACCACGUCUAUGUGAUGCUGUAUUUAAGAUGUUAGUCACACUAAGUCAGUAAAGAUGCAGUAGAGAGUGGAUUUAGAAGUACAAAGAAGAAUCUCAGUGAUAAAAAGCAAAAAACUCUUUAUUCUUUAUUUAUUCCAGCCAAGGAAAUUUCUCCAUUUGACAAUAUCAUGUCACAUUAAAACAUUUUUUAUCCAUUGGUUGGAAAAGAGCAGGGAGGAGAAGCAUCUUUUAUCAUCUAACCCCCUCACUCAAAGUCUGAUUGUUCUAAUAAUCGAUCACUGAGCAACAUUCAAACCACAAAACAAAACAAAACAAUAACAAAACAAUAACAAAACAAAACAAAAAACCCCAAAACAACAACAAAUCAAAACAAAACAAAAAAACCCCAAACAAUACCAAAUUAAAACAAAACAAAACUAAGCAGAAACAACACAAAACAAAACAAUGACAAAACUAAACAAAAAAACCCAAAACAACAACAAAUCAAAUUAAAUCAAAACAAAACAACAAAAACCAAAACAAAACAAAACAAAAAACCCCAAAACAAUAACAACUAAAAAAAAACUCCCAACAAAACAAAACAAGCAAUACAAAACAAAACAAAAACAACAAAACCCAAACAAAACCAAUAACAAAUCUAAACAAAAACAACAAAAACAAAAAAAACAAAACAACAAAACAAAAACAACAAAACAAAAAGUAAACUAAACAAACAAAAAACCCACAAACAAUACAAAACAAAAACACAAACUUAACUAAACCAAAUAAAGCUAAACUUAACUUUCAGUUUCGUACAUUUUAGAUUUAUUCCCGUUAAUUCCCAUUGAAAGUUUCCAACUUUUAAAACUCCUGGAAUUCCGCGACCCUAAAUACAAAUAAAUAAACUCUGACAAAUAAAUUUGAAAAAAAAAAAAAAGAUGUCAAGGCAAAGAAACGGGUUUUAGUUUAUCAAUUCGUUUUAUUUAACAGCUUUACUAAACUAUUUCUAAAAAGUGACUUUCAGUUAGACUGGGUUAAAGUAGAUGUUAAAGAAGUGACUUUUAGUCUGGGUUAAAGUUCAAUAAAUGAGGAUGGGCGGAACCAUUCUCUGACGUGUUUCCGCCCGGACUAUUUUUAUGAACGGACCAGUGCACCUUGAACCUGCCAGAGAAGACCCACUUCUGUCUCCUCUCCGUGUUUUUCUGGAUUUAUGAAGAAAUAAACUCUUUUUAAAGAUGUCUAGAUACACACAUUUGUUCCGAAACGCGCCGCCGGUCUUCGGGCGGUUGCGGCGCGUCAGGAACGCGGAGAUGUUCGUCAGGUCGCCGUUAAACUCGGAGUUCGUCUGCGGCAGCUCCGCGACUUCGACAGGGAGGAGUACGACACCUGAGCAUAAACCCAGCCCCAGGUGUUACACGAGCUCCGGGACCACACCUGUCCGGAUCGGUUGUGCCUCCGGGUUCUGGGGGGACACGGCCACCUCAGGUAAGGACACUCAGCCUCGCGCUAAAACAGGUAAUUCAACAGGUGUUUACUUUCUUCUUCUUCUACGGUUUACCUGAGCUGUUCCAACCGUGUGGAGGUGGAAAAAGACGGUUUGUCGUUUUAAAAUGUGUUUUUGUUGUAUUUAGAAAGCAAAUGCAGUAAAUACCGGAGUAUGAAUAGACAAAGUACUGUGUGUACUUUAUGUGUACUGGACGUUCAGCAUGUGUGUAACCAAUAAAAGACACAAUACAAAAGUACAAAUUCAACAGUUUAAUGAGUUCAGACUGGAACAGAACUGCUAUAACAUAUUAAAAUUUAACAAAAAUAAGACUUAGAUUUGUUUGUUGGCAAUAAAUCAACAUGAAAAAAGAAUCUAUUGAAGAGGAUUUAAUAAAAUCUGGUCUUAAAUAAAACAGAGCGCAUUAUUAACCCUUAGAACUCCCAAAAAUUUUGUAAUUUUUGAUCCGCCUGUUUUCUUUUUGUCAAAAUCUCGAUCCUUUCAAGCACAGCAAAUAUAUACUCAUCUUAUUUUUUUCAGGACAACUUUAUUUGUCAGUUUAUAGGUGCAGAAAUAAUGAAAUGAGUGUGACAGUAGAUUCAGAACCAUCAAGUCAAUCUCUGUCCGAAAACGUCUUUUAAAACUAACAGAAACAUUACCCAGAAUGCCUGGUUUUGACUGUACCUGCGUUUGCAGUGCCUCAGCUGAUCUACAGCGGGAAGCUGGACUUCCUGGUGUUUGACUACCUCAGUGAGAUCACCAUGUCGCUGCUCACCGCCGCCAAGACCAAGAUGCCGGUGAGUUCACGGAUCCUCCAGAGUCUGCUGAUCCUCAUUUUCUAUGAACCUUUAACCUUCCUCCUGUGUUAGUUUCUACUUCGCACCCUCCAUGUUAACAGGUCGGUUUUGACCCGUGUCUUAGAUCAGCUGUAAAUUAAAAACAAUUCUCUAUCAUCCAGUUUGGUUCUCAACUCUAGGUCACCUUGUUCGGCUUCAUUAUCCAUGAAAAUAUUGAUUAUAAUAGUUUUUGUCGUGGUCCUCUGGGCCUUUCUUUGUCGGUAUACCCCUCACACUAGUGUUGUGUAGUUGGUGAACGAUUCGUCCAAAAGAACCGAAUCUUUUAAGUGAACAUACUGAACAGAAUCACUUCCUCGAGUGAUUCGUUCAGUUGAGCUAAAGUGAGAAACAGCCGGCGAACGAGGGACCGCAUACACCGAUGCCUGAAUCUCUUGGUGAACGAAUCACGCAUUGGACUACACUCUCAGGAAUCAUUUUUGUCGGACAAAACUAACUUUUUUUUUUUUUUUUGCCACCACAACAACUUGCAUACAACAGGACACAGCAGGUAACAAGCAGUGCAUUAAACCCGCAGCAUCCUAUCACUGCAGCGGUUUGCGAGGGAACGGUUCAUGUUCAGUGUGAAUUCUUCUAAACGAACGAAUCACCCAAACUUACCGAGCAGACCCGAUAAAGAUUUGAACACAAUUGAACAGUACACUUAACACAUCAUGAUUUAUAAUCAAGUUCGUUUUUACAGACCUGUUUGUAAAAAACCAGUAAACUUAUGAUUUCAGUUUUUGCUCUGAUUAUCAGAUAUUGAUCUAACCGGGUCAAUAGCAACCCUGACAUGACAAGUGCUAUAAUUUUAAUAAGAGGAUUUUAUAAUCUAGUCGAUUUAAUGUUUUUAUUUUCAUUGUGUUGAAACAAAGGUUCCUGACAAAGAUGUAAAAAAAGCUAAUUGAAGUGUUUCUUUUAAGUAUUUAAAAACCAAAAUCAGGUCGGUACAGACCCUAACACAGGAGGAGGGUUGAAGUUCUGGUUUGUGUCUGUAGAUCUACGGUCUGUAGCUCCAUCUUUAAACCCUAACACGUCCUGGUCCCGGGGUUUUCUGUUAAUCCGACUGUUUAUUAAUUUAUUUAGUUUACUUUAUUAACUUAUCACUGAUCAUCGAAAUAAACUCCAAACGGUGUAAAAUAAGGGUUCCCAGCUGUUCCUCAUGACUGACUGUAGAUGUGUGGUUGUAGUUUCUGCUGUCUGCCAGCAGGGGGCAGUGUGGCGUCUCUUUAAUAUAUGAAGGUAACUGGAGGUCUCUGUCCCUGCAGAACAUGGGUUACGCUCCAGACUUUGUCCAGGUGGCGCUCGCUCCGUUUAUCAACGACAUCCACAGGAAAGGUGACAGACCACGCCCCCUUUUCUGCUUUUAUUGAUUGAUUGAUUGAUUGAUAAUCUUUAGUCUUAAAGUUUAUUUUUAAUCUCACAUCAUCCCGUGUCCCCGCAGGGAUCCGUGUGGUCAGUAACGCCGGAGGAGUGAACCCUCUGGCGUGCGCCGAGGCCAUACAGGAAGUGCUUAAAAAAGCCGACCUGGACCUCAAAGUCGCCGUGGUGACGGGAGAUGACCUCAUGCCCCAUGUAAGACCGCCACAGUUCGAUAUCGUCAUGACACGACUGAUGACUAUUCCUUUAUUUAUCCUCAUGUCCUUUCCUCUCUUGUUUCCCUCCUCUUCUCUCCUUUAUUUCUCCCUCCCUUUCCUUCCUCGUGUCCUCUCUUUCCUCCUUUCUCUCUUGUUGUCCUUCCUCUCUUUCCUCCUAUCUCCUUGAUGUCUCCUCUCCUUUCCUGAUUUUCUUUGUUUCCCUCUUCCCUUUUUUCUUUCAUCUCCUUUCUGUCUUUUCACUUUUCUUUCCUCCCUCUCCUUAUUUCCUCCUUCCUUUUGUCUUACCCUCUUUUCUUACUCUCUCUUUUUCUCCUUUCCUUCCUUGCUUCUCUCCUCUAUCUUCUCCAUUCCUAUUCUUCUUUCCUUCCUCCCUUCUCUCUGCCCACCAUCUUAUCGUCUGCCCUUUUCCUUGUUUCCUCCCUUCCUUCCUUUCUUUUUCUCCUUGUUUCCUGCCCUUCACUCCUUCCUCUUCUCUUCUUUUAUUCCCCCCUCAUGUCUUUCCUUCCUUCCAUCCUCCCUCCUCCUUCCUCUCUUGUUUCCUUUCCUCUCUUUUCUCCUGUCUCCUUGAUGUUUUCUCUCCUUCCCUGAUUUUCUUGUUUCCUCCUUCCCUUUCCUCUAUUAUCUCCUUUCUGUCUUUCCUCUUUUCUUUUCUCCCUCUCCUUAUUUCCUCCUUCUUUUUGUCUUUCCCUUUUUUUCUUACUCUCCUCUUCUUUGUUUCCUCUCCUCUUUCCUCUCCAUUCCUUUCCUCAUGUUUGUCCUCCCUUCUCUCUUCCUUCCUUCCGUCCUUCCUUCUUUCCUUACCUUCUCCCCUCGUGUCCUCUCUUGUUUCCUUUCCUUCUCUCCUUCUUCUUCUCUCCUGUAUUCUUCCCUCUCAUCUUUCCUUCCUCGUGUCCUCUCUCCUCCCCCCUCAGAGGAGCGGUCUGUCUGAGGUCAAGAUGGCGGAUGACGGCAGCAGACAGUCGUUACCUAAAACCCUCCACAGCAUGAACGCCUACCUCGGGUACGGACUCGCCGUUCAUCGUUAAACCGUUUUUCCUCUCUUUGUUAACACGUCUGAAAAACUAACCCUCAUGUUCUUUCUGAGUUUAGAGCUGAACCGAUCCGCCGCUGUCUGGAUCGUGGCGCUCACAUCGUGGUCACCGGGCGCUGUGUGGACAGCGCUGUGGCUCUGGGUCCGCUCAUGCACUCUGUACGUCUGAUUUAAACCUCUGUGUGAAAGGUCUUAAGGUGGUUUUAAAGAGUUCAGGUGUGAUUCUUACCUGUGAUCGUCUUUAACAGUUUGGAUGGCAGAAGGACGACUACGACCUGCUGGCAGCUGGAAGGUACUGCCCCCAAUAAAAGUCAAAUAGAUUCAUUAUCAGGGAUUAUUCUGUUUGUUUACAGAUGUGGAGGAUCUGAACUCUGUCUGAACACGUGUGUGUGUUUGUGUGUGUGUGUGUGUCAGUCUGGCAGGUCACCUGAUCGAGUGCGGAGCUCAGAGCACAGGAGGAAUCUUUACCGACUGGCACAAAAUCCCCGACUGGUGAGCUGUGAUCUAAAAACUGACAGCUGUGAUGAAGUUUAACAGCUGAAACCCACAGGAUCCGGAACGGCUGCGCUCCGCUCCGGCACGGCAGGCGGAUCAAAUACACAAGCAUUAUCAUCGAUGUGAGUGAUUCCACACAAUCCAUCCGCCAUCCGGCUCUGCUGCGGAUCCGCUCCGGCAAGAACUAUCGGUAAUAUCCCGGAUCGGAUCCGGUGGGUGCUGUAUGCUUGUGUAUUCGAUCCACCUGCCGGUCCAGAGUGGAACCUUUCUGGAUCCAGUGGGAUUCCCGGGUAAGAGUUUGGAAAACCUGGACCUUGAGGUCUUCGCUGAUGCUCUACCUGCCUCAGGUAUUCCAGGUAUUCCAGGUACGCUCGUUAAAGGGACCAGAUACAAAUGAUGGUGAUCCUGACUGAACGUCAGCAGAAUAAAGGGAUGUUUGGUCCAGCUGCUGUCUGAGCUUUUUUGCUUUAUCUACUUCAAUUUAAAGUUUGGCUACCAUGGGGGGUUCAGGGUGGUGUUCAAGAGUAUUUUUUGGGGGAGUAAAAGCGAAUUAAGCCGGUUAUGCAGGAUCCCUAAUGGCGGAUCCUUAUCCCCCUCUUUGGUCUCCUCUGUAACCCCCAAUUUUCACAUCGUUCCACAUCUGGAACGGCACAGAUGUUCGCCAUCCACCAAUUCCUACCGGGUCUGUUUGUGAGGUGAAUUUCGUGGCGGAUUAAGGACAGUGGUAAUCACGAGAACUCACAAGAACCCGCGGAUUCAUGUGCAAUCGUGCGAUAACGAGUUGUCUCUAUAAAGACAGACACAUAGACAUAUAAGCAGUAGAUUGUGUCCUUCCAGAGGAGGAAAUCUACUUCUAGACUUCUAGAAUCAGCAUCUCCUCAUCCAUGGUGUCAUCAGGGUGAAAUGACGUCUAAAAACCUUUCACGAUCCGCAGAGGAACGGAAAGAAGUCGGUGGAAAUUGACACGUUAACGUGAAUGGUUCCGAUCAGCUACGAUCGGAGGAUACGAUCUUUUCGUAGCCGUUCUGGAUGAAGGUGGAGAUUGGGGUUAUUCUCCUCUUUGGUCUCUUGUAAGUGUGAGGAACCAGAAGUCCGGUCCUGUUUGGGGUCUGUGAUGAAAAUAGUAAAUGUCGAUUUAACCCUUCGUUGUGUUCCUCAGGGAUAACAUGGGUUUCCCGGUGGUAGAGUGCUCCAGCGACGGCUCCUUCGUUCUCUCCAAACCGCCGAAAACAGGCGGCCUGGUUUCCUUCGCCACCGUAGCCGAGCAGCUGGUGUACGAGAUCGGAGACCCGCGGCGAUACCUGCUCCCUGACGUGGUCUGCGACUUCAGCCAGGUGUCCAUCAAGAAAAUGCGAGGUGAGGAAAAAACACUCACACAGAGUCGGCAUUGAGAACAUGACCGGCAGCUGAACCGCGGACUGUUUUUCAAAUCCAGAAACAUUCAUCGGGAAACCUUAAACAAACUCUGAGUGACCCGCCCACCCUCCUCUGAACUCUGAUUCAACUCCGUAUCAGCGUUUAAUUCCUCUUUUUAUACAAACUAAACAUGUUUCCAUUAACACAGAUUGAACCGGUCCGUAUCUCCAAACCUCUGCAUGAACCCUGAAACCUCCCUCUGAUCCUCCAUCAGCUCCUCCUCCUCACAGAUAAGGAGCUUCAUUUCACUCCUUCUGCUCAUUAAUUCGGUGUUUUAGGGUUUUGUUUUCCUCGGUCAGCUGAAGAAGGUGUAAACACGAGGAAACGACCCUUCUACCGCCGCGUUGGAGUAAAUACAGGUCCAGAUGAUCCGUGUAUGUAUAGACAUCCUUCAGUUUUUCCCAUAAGUCAACCUCCAACAGAAGCAAUAACUCCUCCAUGACCCCGACGCGACCCGUUUCCUCCAGCAGCAUAUAGUUUAUCUUCCCUGAAGUGUAGGAAUGAGUUCGCUCCGCAGGCUCACCCAGAGUGAACCGCAGAACUUCAGCGGAGAAGUAGGUCAAAUCUGGUCUGCAAGAGCCGCCAGCUGACGGAGGUUCAACCAGUUCUCAUGGCGAGUCCAAGAAAGUCAGCAGAAGUUCAAAUAACGAGUGAGAAACCUUCUAAAGUCAGGCAUGUUGGACCGAAGGACCUGGUUCAGUGUCCAAAAUCAGAUUUCAGUUUGUCUCUUUGUCAUGACCCAAAACUUCACCGAACCUUGGAUCCAGCAUGACCUGCAAUCUCUGAUACUCGCACCGUCGAACCGCAGAACCGGUCUUGGAGUGAGUUCUGGUCCAAUUCAAAGUGAUCCUGUCACAUCUGUCUGUAAAUCCACAAGCUACUUCCUUGUUUGAGCCCAAGACACAUCUCCUGAGACCUUUGGUCCUCCAGUGUUUGGGGGUCUCACAACAUCAGACACCAACAGCAACUCCGACUCAGGUCCCAGCAGCCACUGCCCACAGGUUGAUCAGGCCCUGGUCUUGACCUCUCAGAUUGAGCGGUCUGGGACAGUCCAGGGUCGUCAUUUAUCAACGGUGCGUGGAAAAGGUUCUAAAUUCUGGCGUAGGAAUGAAUCUGGCGAUGGCGUGAAAUCCUGGUUUUAUUUGGGCGUGUUGCUGAUGUGUGUUCGGGAACUGGAUGUAAGUCGAGUCCGGAGAAAUUACUGCAUCCAACUCUGCCGACACGAUUCUGUUUAGCGUUGGCUGCGGAAUAUCGUGUAUGUCUCUAACCUCACGCUGAGAUGUUGGGGUUAGGGUGGACAGGAGCUGGAUGGUCACUGGGAUGAUGGCGUUGGUGCGUUUUGUCUCUCGCUCUGACACGGUUGUAAAUCACGGAUCAUAAAUCCAUUCACUGUUCUACCACUAGGGUAGAACGUUCCUGAGAACAAGUACAGGUUGAUCAAUUCCUGACUUCGCGUGGGAAUGUUCGUACGCACGGUUGAUAAAUGAGGACCCUGGUCCACCAGGCUGCAGGUUCUCCACCCUCUGGUCUUGCACUCCUCCACCAGGUCUUGGUACUUUGCACCAGGAUCACAGCAGAUCUUUGUAUUGGUCCUGAUCAUCUCUCCUGAUUGCUUUUAGCAGCUGACCCAAAGUGAACUUUGCCUGAUCUUUAACAAACCAGAUCCUGCGCCGGGGGGGGGGGGGGUUCUGGAUCUUUCUGGACCAGGAUGUCCCUUUUCAGAGCCCUGAUGUGAACUUUGAGUGACUGUUGUUGCUGAAGCUGUAAAUAUUUCCGUCUAAUUGAGCCUCAGUUGAACCUCCGAGCUUCAUCUGACCGCUCCGUGACCCCUCAAGUUCAGUUUUUUAGCACGAGGACGCCAGAAACCUGACCCCAGGAUGAACUGGUGUGUGCAGUCUGUGGUCCGGCUCAGGCGGGGCGGGGGUGGAAACAUGCCGCGGUGCUCUGAGUAAUGUCAGGGAGGAGGACAACACGUUCCUCUUUUUCUCAACGGUCACGGGGUCACUUCUUCUUUUUCUGUCCUGACCCGCUUUACUUGGACGACACGUACAGUUUCAGCGAACACACUGUUUUAGGAGGUUUAUUCCAUGCUUUUAUUUUGAAGUGUCUUUGAUGUGACUUCCUGUGACGUGUGUUUCCAGGUGUUGACGGAGGUGCUGUCAGAGUGACCGGAGCUAAAGGCCUCCCACCGUCACAUGACUACAAGGUCAGACACCGACCGUUGAAUGCUCUGUCUGUUCUUCCCCCUUAUAUGGUCGUCACUCCCUUAUAUGGUCGUCUUACCUGUGUUUCCACCCGCGUCUCUCCAGGUGUGUGCGACCUACAUGGAUGGUUUCAGGGCGACGGCGGUGUGUCCGGUUGGAGGGCCAAGAGCGACGGAGAAGGCCCGGCGGACCGCGGAGAGCAUCAUCAAACGGUGGGUGAUGUAGGAACGGCGCCCUUGGUCAUAGAUGUUCCUGCGUUCUGAUUGGCUGGUGAGAGUAACUGAGUGUGUGUGUGUGUGUGUGUUUUGUGUUUGCAGGACCAAGAGAAUCUUUAAGCAGUUGGGGAUGGAGGAUUUCAGCGCCGUAAACAUCCAGGUCCUCGGAGCCGAAGACACGUACGGAGAAAACGCCCGCAGUAAGGUAUCGAACACGCACACAAAUACACACACACACACACACACACACACACGCACACACAAAAACACACACACACACACACACACAAAAACACACACACACACACCAUUUUGUUGAAUUUCAGGGAGGUUGUCCUGUAGUCGUCUCUUUCUUUUUUUUCUUUCUUUCUUUCUUUUAUUGUCACUUCUUUUCCUCUUUUCUGUUUUAUUCUUCUUACUUUCUUCUCUCUACCUUCUAAAGUACUUUUUUCUUUCUUUCUUUCUUUCUCCCCUUUUGUUUUUUUCUUUUAAAAUUUAAAAUUAAUUAUUCUUUCUCUCUUUUUAUUAUGGUUAAUUUAUCAUCCUCGUGUCAUUUUUCAUUUCUUUACUUUUUCUUUUUUAAUAUUUUAUAUUUUAAGUUUCCUUUUUUUCAUAUUUAUCUCAGUUUUAUUUCUUUUUCUUAUUUUCAGUUUUUCGUUUCUCUCUCAAAGAUUUUUUCUUUCAGAUUUUUUCGCUUUUCUUUUUUAUUCUUUCAUAAUUCCUGUUUUUUUUGUAUUUACCUUUUUCUUUAACUUUUAAAAAUAUUUUUUUCUUAUUUUCUUUUACCUUCUCAUUUAUUUCUUAAUUUUUUCAUUUCAGACUUUUUCUUUCUUUGAUUUAUUUAUAGUUUCUUUCUCCCUUUAUGUUUUUUCUUUAUGUUCUAUUUUUGAAAUCUCGUUUCUGUCUUGUUUUGAACCUUCUAGUCUUUUUUCCUUUUUUCUUGUCUUCUUCCUUUUCUUCUUUCUUUCCUUCUUUCCUUCUCUCUUUCCUUCUUUCUUUCUCUCUUUCCUUCUUUCUUUCCUUCUCUCUUUCACUCUUUCCUUCCUUCUUUCUCUCUUUCCUUCUUUCCUUUCUUCUUUCUUUUUCUCUUUCCUUCUUUCCUUCUCUCUUUCCUUCUUUCUUUCUCUCUUUCCUUCUUCCCUUUUUUCUUUCAUCUUUCUUUCCUUUUCUCUUUCUUUAUUUCCUUCUUUCCUUCUUUCUUUCUCUCUUUCCUUCUCUCUCUCUUUCCUUCUUUUUUUCUCUUUCCUUCUUUCUUUCCUUCUUUUUUUCUCUCUUUCCUUCUGUCUUUCCUUCUUCCUCCUUUUCUCUCUCUCUCUCUCUCUCUCUCUCUCCCUCUCUCUCCUCCUUUUCUCUCUCUCUCUCUCUCUCUCCCUCUCUCUCCUCCUUUUCUCUCUCUCUUUCUCCUCUCUCUUUCUCUCUCUCUCUUUCUCCUCUCUCUCUCUCUCUCUCUCUCUCUCUCUCUUUCUCCUCUCUCUCUCUCUCUCUCUCUCUCUCUCUCUCCGCUCUCUCUCUCUCUGUACCCUGGGUGUCAGUUCAGGGUCAGACCUAAUCCUGUUUCAUGCUGCUAAACUCUCUUUUUUCCUUUUUUUCUUUCUCUUGCUCUCUCCCUCCAUCACACAUGUCUCUCCUUCAGAAAGUCGAGGUCACACUUAAACUCGUUUCACGUCUCUGACCUCCCAUGAUCCUCAGGGCUGUUCUGUUCUUCUUUUCUGUUUCCUUCACUCUCAUCCCAAGUUUCUAUUUUAAUCCGAACUUCUUCUUUGGAAACUUUUUCGUCGUUUCACCGCCUGUCCGUGUUUCUUCUCUCUGUGGGUCUGCAGGGCAGCAGAGAGGCCGUUCUCUGGAUGGCCGUCCACCACAAACAGAAGAAAGCUCUGGAGCUGUUCGCCAGGGAGGUCGCUCCUGCAGGGACCGGCAUGGGUACGACACACACACACACACAGAUAAGGGAGGUUUUGUCCUUCCAAACCAGAUCUUGUUUGUGGUUGGUAUCCAGAGUCUCACACAAACACAGACUCAUGAUCUGAGUGUGAGUCCUGGAGGGAUGGGAGGAGGUAGACCAGCUGAACUCUGAUGACUGAACAUUCCCAGAAAACCCUGAGAUCUCUAAACCUGUUCCUCUGGUUUUCUCUGCUCACAGCUCCUGGACUGACGGGCAUCGUUGGCGGGCGUCCACGAGUGUGAGUGAAACCUACGAACGUUGACGCUCUGAAACUUCGUCUCUGAUCGUCGUAAAAACAUCGAAGUUUCCUGCUUUUUCUGUUUCAGGUCUCCUGUCCUGAAGCCGUUCUUCUUCUUACACCCCAAAUCUCAGCUGAAGGUUUGUCGAAAGAAAAGGAAACGUUUCAAUCCGCUUUAUUCAAGCGAAAACAUCAAGAUGAAACAAAUCAAAAAAUGUUUAGAAUGAAAUAAAAACACAAAAGCAAAUAGAAAUAAAAGUGAUAGAAGGACAGAGAUCACUCAACUCUCACGCUGAGCUAAAAGCCGAGGAAUAAAAACGAGUUUUAAGACGUGAUUUAAAAGUAGAAAAAGUGAAGGGAUGUUUUCUUUUCGAUUCGUUCCACAAUUUGGGCGCCACAGCCGAGAAAGCUCGGUCGCCACGAGGGUCAUUCCAUGAAAUCGGUGCCUUUUACGUCCCCAAGAAGUAAUCAGGCAUAAAAUAAUGAUAACAACAAAUUAACAUGUAAUUUAAAAUAACAUCAAAUUAAAUAUCAUUUUAAAUAAUUAAAAUUACUUAUAUGCUGAUGAGGUUUUUGGCCUGUCCCUCACUACUACUGUUGUACAUAAACAAGACUUUAAAUUUAGAUAUAAUAAAAUUGUCACAUUUACAUAUUUUUUUGAGUGUGACCCUAUUAGUUUUUUAAGUAAUAAUAUAUUAAUCAUUAUAAAUAUUUACCAAUUUAUCGGCGUCCCCUGAUUUCAUGUCAAUCCUGUUGUUGUCAUUAAUUUGAUAAAAAUGUAAAAAAACUUAAAUGGUCUUUCAACACUCACUGUUGUAAUUUAAAUUACAUUAUAUUUUAGAUUGGACCAUUUUUCAAUAUUUCUAUUCUAAAAAAAUAUCUGAUAUGUUGAGACUGACAUGCAAAAUUAGGGAAAAUUUGAUCAUCAGAAUGACAAAUAUAAAUAAAAUAAUCAUAAUGGUAAAAGAGACUGAAGUAUUGCUAAUAUAUGUACCAUAUAUCGCAUAUUUAUAAUUAGAAAUAUUGUAUUUUGUCAAGUUUAUGUCGGUAACAGUAAGAAAAACGGUCAUAAAAUAUUAAAUAACAGCCUGAGAUGGUUCAAUGUCAUUUCCUGUUAUUUUAAACAUUCUUUGAUUUCUGGGUAAUUAAAAAUUAACAAUUAAAUAUCGUUUCAGUUUUAAAAUUUCUAAGUUGAAAAGGUGCCGAUUUCAUGACCCACGAGUUUUAAGGACGAUGAGUCGGAGCGUUUAAAAGGUCGGAGAUGUACCGUGGUGCUGAUCCGUUUAAAGAUUUAAAAACAAACAAUAAAAUUCUAAAAUGAACGGGAAGACGACGGAGGGACGCAGGAAAAGGAGGGAUGUGGUCAUGUUUUCGUUUACCUGUUAAAAGACGAGCAGCAGCAUUUUUGACGAACGCCGACGUAAAGAGCGUUACAGUCAUCCAAUCAAAGCGUGGAAAUAAAAACAGGAAUGAUGCGAAAUCAUUAAAAGAUAAAAACCGGUUAAUUUUUCAAUUAAAGCCUCACACCGUUUUUUUUUUCCGUGCGAUUAAUUCGGACAUCAAUAUUUUUAAUUUUAUUUAUUAGAUUUUAUUUAAUUUAUUUUUUUUAUUUUGUUUAUUAUUAUUUAUUUUUUUUUAUUUUUAUUUUUAAUCAAUCAUUAAAAGAUAAAAAAACGGUUAAUCUUUGGAUUAAAGCCUCACACUGUUUUUUUUUUUCGUGCGAUUAAUUCGGACAUCAAUAUUUUUAAUUGUAUUUAUUAGAUUUGAUUUGAUUUAUUUAUUUUAUUUUAUUUAUUAUUAUUUAUUAUUUUUCAUUUUUAUUUUUAAUCAAUCAUUUAAAGAUAAAAAACGGUUUAACCUUGGAUAAAAGCCUCAAGGUCCUUACCCACCAGUAGUGUUUUUUUUUUUUCGUGCGAUUAUUUCGGACGUCAAUAUGUUUUUUCGAACCCGUAUCCUGUCAAUACAAGCGUUCACAUCAGCGACGUUUUCCCGUCCUGCGAUAUUGCGGCAUUCUAAAAUUUUGCAUAAUGUGUGUCAGUCUUCUCCUUUCCACCGGGGACGCGACUUUUUUUCCCCACGGAAAAGUCGCAAAAUUUGCAUCGCGCUUGAUGUGUAGAGUCAGGCGCGUCAAAAUCCGCCUCCGAAUAUUUUGUAAUUUCGUAUAUUUGCGUCUGUCCUGGUGUGUAAGGACCUUAAGACGAUGAAAACUGGAUUUAACGACCGAGUUAAUUUGUUGAUCCGAUUUAAAAUCAUCGUCAACUUUUACACCAAAAAGUUGUUUCAAAAAUUUUUCACGUAUGAUGAUUAAAAAAGUAAAUAUGGAGAAAAAAGUGGAAAACUCACAAGGUUCAAAUCCCUGUUUGUAAAAAUAAAGUAGUUAAAGAUGUAAAGGAUGAACUCGUACAUGUUUACGAUCCAAAAAUUAAAAAUCAAAUCGAGAAAAAAGUCGGAAACUUUAAUCCUUGUUUUUAGUUUCGGCUCAUUUGUCGAUCUGAGGUUUUUCGGCGUUCAGGGUUUAAAUCGGUCUCAAUUAAAACCAACAGUCGUCUGAGGGUUCGGUUUCCCCGCAGGUCGACAUCCACGUGGACGGAGAGCUGGUGGAGUCGCUCACGGAGGCGGAGCCGGACGCAUCAGAGGGAGAGGUUCCGCCCACUUCCGAGGAGGACGUACCCGACAAAGGUAAACAAACACGCUCCAGUUUCACGUCCGAUAAUUCUCACCUACGAAAGAGUGACGUCACACUCAGUCAGGCUGAGCCAAUAGAAUGACCGUUGUCAUAGUUACCCGGGCGUAAAGGAGUUUGAAGUUACAGCUGUCUGCCAACAGAGGGCGACAACGUGUAACAGUCGUUAACGCGACGUAGAAAAACUCAGAUUCUGAGUUUGUCAAAGGCCCUCUUGUUGUGUGUGUGUGUGUGUGUGUGCGCAUGCGUGUGUGUAUGUGUGUGUUUAAAAGAACACAUGCUGGGCCUUUCUAACCCUUCACCAAGGCUGCAUUCACAAGGCCUCAGAGACAAACACAGUAAAACACUGACCCACAUCCUUCUGAGGCGAGAACCUGUGAAUCGAGGACUUCUGAUACGACUCUCUACACACACACACACACACACACACACACACACACACACACACACACACACAGGGUCCUGGCUGCGUCCCCCACCUUCCUCACGUUCCUGCUGGGAACAGUCCAGCCCUCUUCAGCCACCAGAACAAACCAAAGUGAAUAAAAAACAUUCAGAUGCAGGAAGAAAAGACGGAGCUGGUGUGUUAAAUAUUCAUCCACCUUUUUAUAUCAGACAGAAAAUCACUGAUUAGCCGCUUUGAUUGAGAGCGUCUCUGCAGAAAAACACUGAACGUGACGUGAAUCCAUCUGGAUAUUGUAAACAUCUAAAACUGACUGAGGGAUGAAACUAGCAUACCGGACCGUAUCGAACUUAAGCGGGGGCGUUUCUCCACUUCUGUAGUCUAUAAACUGGGCCAAGAACCUUCUACUGUAGUAAAAUGAAAAGGUAAAGGUGUUUUUAUUGAGCCGAAUUAUCAAUAAAAUCAUGAUUUUGUUAACAGGUAUGGAUUUAUGUGCUGUUGAGUUAAUAUAUGUGAACAAGAGCACAGUAAAGUUAAAUCAGAUAAUUUUCCAAUGAGGUUCUGUUAGUGAACGGAACUACACCAUGUUCUACUGAGGUUAGUACAUAUAGGGUCCCAGCCAUAGUACUAUACACCAAACAUCUUUUUAACUUUAGCAAAGAGACUAAAAACAACUCACCUACUCUCUUCCAGCAGACGCUUGUUUGUAGCGAGACUUCCGGCGAGUCCAUCAACUACAGCGGGGUGCCGCAGCUCAAGGAAGAACAUUUAUGAUCAGAAAAAUUAGUUAAGAGUCAUUUACAUUUUAUCUUAACGAUACCCUGAAUGAUUUCUUUCUCACGGGUGCCUUGAAAAACGGUCUCGCGAGUGCCAGUCUACGCGAGCAGGAACAGAGACAGAGAAAAAAAAAAUGGACGGUACGAAAAGUCGUCAGAAACGAGCGAAAUCGUGGCUUCAUUUUACUAAGAAAGAAAAUCAUUCCUUUACCAUUUCCUUGAAGUAAUAAUCACCAUAUUAAUCAUUUUAUAGACACAGUAGUUCUUCUGUCUCAGCGUCUCGGUCUGAUUGUAUUUCCAUGAAGAAAUUAUCACAAAUGUUCUUCCUUGAGCUGCGGCACCCCGCUGUAGUCCGUAAUGGACUGGCCUGAGGUCUCUCUACAAACAAGCGUCUGCUGGAAGAGAGUAGGUGAGUUGUGUUUAGUCUCUUUGCUAAAGAAAUGAGUCAAAGUUAAAUUGAUGUUUGGUGUCUAGUACUAUGUCUGUGACCCUAUAUGUACUAACCUCAGUAGAACAUGGUGUAGUUCCGUUCACUAACAGAACCUCAUUGGAAAAUUAGCUAAUUUAACUUUACUGUGCUCUUGUUCAAAUAUAUUAACUCGACAGCACAUAAAUCCAUACCUGUUAACAAAAUCAUGAUUUUAUUGAUAAUUUGGCUCAAUAAAAACACCUUUACCUUUUCAUUUUAACUACAGUAGAAGUUUCUUGGCCCAGCUUAUAGACAACAGAAGUGGAGAAACGCCCCCGCUUAAGUUUGUUUUCUCAGGAGUUAGAACAACUCUGAAUAUAGUACUAUGUCUGUGACCCUAUAUGUCCUGUUGAUGAAGGUUCUUCUUUAAGAUCUUAAAGGGGUCGGUUCCUCAUCUUCAGCUCUCGGAUGUAGACUCACCUUUCUCACGCUCACAUUAAACAUGUCUCCAGAGAUCUUCUCCAGGAGGAAUAAAAACCCUGAUCCUGUUUUAUUUUCUCACGUUCCUGUUCUGAUCUGGUCAGCUGAGCCAAACAAACACGUCUGAUUUCUGGUUUCUGUCCAGAGCUGCCCAGCGGACCACACAGCUACAGGCUGGAGGAGCUGGCCUACACCCGGAGUGGAGACAAAGGAGACUCGGCGAACAUCGGUGAGAGAAAAAAAACACUCCAGAGACACACGUGAGGGAGUCCUGCGAGGAAACUCAAGUUAGUUAACAGACUGAAAGUGUCCUCAUCGAGGCUCAGCCUGCAAAAGAGGCAGGACAAAGAGGCUCGCAGCAUUAGCAUGUUCGCUUUGAGGAUCUUUAUUGACCCGUUCCCACUGGAAAAACCCUCCUAAAGGGACCAGGAACUUUUUUGAGGAGUUUCCACAGCAGGAACCAAAGUCAGGUUUAGCUCUAUAAUCACCAAAAAUGUCUUUCUCUGGACUAACAGAUUCAGAGAACAGCUCCUCUAAGAAAGGUUCCCACAGAUUUAGGUUCUGGUUCCUAGUGGUACUCUCUGGUUCUCCUAAACGUCUCCUUGUUUUGUCUCUCAGGGGUGAUCGCUCGACAUCCCCUCUUCUUCCCCUACCUGAAGAAACACCUGACCUCCUCCGUGGUGGAGGAGUAUUUCUCCCAUCUCAUCGAGUCGGGGACGAAGGACGCCGUCACACGGUGAGGACGAAGAGUGUGUGAGAGAGUGUGUGUGUGUGUGUGUGUGAUGUUGACAUCAGGUCAGAUGUUCCCAAAGUCACGGUGCUCAGAGGAAGUGUUGCAGAAAUGAGGACAAGUGUGACGGUUUCUAGAAAUCUAAAAAAGGCGUCACGUCUUUUUCUGACUCUUCACUUCCUUUAACCAAGUUUCACUUUUUAUUCUUUUUCUUUUUUUCUUUUGCUCUUGAAAAACUUUUAAAUUUUUUUUACUUUCUCAUCAUGCUAAUUUCUCUUUCUCUCUUUCUUUGAUUCCUCUCUUGUUUCUGUCUCCCUUUUUUGUUUUUCUAUGUUCUUUUUUAAAUCUCUUUUCUGUCUUGUUUUGAACUUCCUAGUUUUUUUCUUUCUUUCUUUCUUUCUUUCAUUAGUCCGUCCUCCCUUUUGUUUUUUCUUUAAAAUUAUUGAAUGAAUUAUUCUUUCUCUCUUUUUAUUCUGGUUUAUUUAUCAUCCUCGUGUCCUUUUUCAUUCUUUUUUCAUUUUUUGACUUUUUCUUUUUUUCAUAUUUUAAGUUCCUUUUCUUUCACGUUUAUCUCAGUUUUUUUUCUUAUUUUCAGUUUUUUCGUAUCGCUCUAAAAUAUUCUCUUUCAGAUUUUGUGUUUUCACUUUUCUUUUUUAUUCUUUCAAAUUCCCAUUCUUUUUGUAUUGACGUUUUUCUUUAACUUAAAAAUUGUUUUUUCUUCUUCUUUUCUUUCUCUCUUUUUCCUUUACAGACUUUUUCAUUUUUUGAUUUCUUUCUUGUUUCUUUCUCCCUUUUUUGAUUUCUUUUUUAAAUAAAUAUUUUUUCUGUCUUGUUUUGAAUUUUCCAUUUUUUUUCUUUCUAUCUUUCUUUUUCCGACUCUUCAUUUCCUUUAACCAAGUUUCACUUUUUAUUCUGUCUUUUUCUUCUUUGCUCUUGAAAAACUUUUUUUCCUUUUUUAAUUUUUUUUACUUUCUCAUCAUUAAUUUCUUUCUUUCUUUGAUUUAUUUAUAGUUUUUUUCUCCAUUUUUUGUUUUUCUAUUAGUUCUUUUUUAAUUCUUGUUUCUGUUUUGGUUUGAACUUUCUAGUUUUCUUUCUUUCUUUCUUUCUUUCUUUGUCUGUACCCUCAGUUCAGGGUCAGUCCUGUUUCAUGAAAAAAAGAUCGUCAUCGCUAAAUGCCGCUAAUGUCUUCUGGGUAGAUUUAUGUGUUUUUUGAGCAAAGUUCUUUUUGUAUCAGUUUCUGUUUUUGUUUUUUCGUUGACUUCGAUGGUUCUGAAUCUACUGUCACGUUUAUUUUCCAUCAUUUUUGCUCCAUAAACUGGUAGCUGAGGAUGUCCUGAGUCGUUACAGAGAUUUUUACAAAAAAAACAAAAAAAGAGGCGGACCAAAAAUUACAAAAUGUAGCUGGGAAUUUGAAGGUUUAAUUAAAAACAGAAGCAAAUAAUCAUUUAGGAGGAAAAACAACAAAUCAUCACAGUCACCUGAUUAUUCGAUAGAUCGAUAUUUUAACAUGGGGCUCUAUGGGAGCUGACUCGCUUUCAGACGCAGCCUCUAGUGGACACUGGAGGAACUGCGGUUUGUGGAUGUCAGCUUUGAAUCUCAGAAAGUGGAGGUAUUUGAUCAGACUCACAGAUUUCAACAGAGCGCACACACACACACACACGCACACACACACACACACACACACACACACUUAGCGGAGAUUAGCUUCUGCGGUCGGUGUAAUCGCUGUCAGACGUCGGCCUUCAGCAACAAGACACAACACAGCAAAAAAACAAGACACACACAAUCUGUGGUUGGAGAGAUAUUAGUCACACACACACACACACACACACACACACACACACACACACACACACACACACAGAAACCUCUCUCCUGUUUUCCUGUCUUCUCUGCUUUCUUUGUUUAUCUCCUAUCGUUGGAGAUAAUCUGAAGGACAUCUCUGAGUCCAAACGUUCCUCCCUUCCUUUCUUUCUUUCUUUCUUUCUUUCUUUCUUUCUUUCUUUCUUUCUUUCUUUCUUUCUUUCUUUCUUUCUUUCUUUCUUUCUUUCUCUCGGGGUAAACGGUCUUGGACAGUCCCGGUUCAGGUCUGGAUCUGGUCUGUUGAGGUACUUUGUGAAGAAUACCUCAGCGGUCCGAGUGUCUGGAUGAGGAUCCAGGUUGGCUCUCCAAAGGUGUAUUAGAGGUUUGUUUACCUCCGGCUCCCCUGAUGUUUCCCAGAUGUUGCUCAAACUGAGUCCACCAACAGAGAGAAAGGAGAUCCCUUAUCCUGUUUAGACCUCUUAACAUAUCACCGGCUCCGUUUUCAAACCAAACAAAAACCACAGGGACUCCAGAUUUAACCGAGAGACACUGCAGACGCUGAGAGACACGAAACAUCUGAGUCAGGAGAAGAACCGCAACAGCAACACAACUUCCUCUGAAAUGAGACACAGUGCUGUAGACACCGCUGUCCCUCAUGACCCUCCUUCAAGGUAAUCCCCGUGAAACGACACAACAGAGGCUGAGGGUUCGAUGUUUGGACGUCUGGAGGUUCAGUCUGUCUCCAAACAAGAAGACGGAGACGGCGGGGAAUCACGAGGUCGCUUUAAAAAGAUGAAACACCUGAGAGACGCAGAAAUGAGCCGCUGGAGUAGAUUUAAAGAGUCUGUUUAAAGGCAUGGUUGAUGGAGAGAUCGGUCAUUUUGAUGAACCUCGUUUCCAUGGCGAUCACGGUCCGAUAGUGCGAUCUCCACAAAGCGAAGAGAAAAAAGAACGGAAAAAAUCCGUUCACCCCAUCAGGUGCAGGGCUGCAAAAACACUGACCAAUGGGAGCCAUCCUUCCUGGACGCGACAUUUUUUUUAUAGGAUGGAAGGGGAAAGUCCCGCCUCCUUCGCCUCUGAUUGGCUAGAAAAGCUGGAAACAUUAUCAUACUCCUAUAUCGCCUAACCCGACAGACGAUGACGUUUCACAGUCAUUAGGAAUAACCAAUCAGAGACGAAGAAGGCGGGACCUUCCCCUACCAUUCUACGAAAAAAGAAAUAUCGGCUCCCGGCCCUCCUCGGAGCUCUGAACGGCUAAAAGUAGCGUAGCAGCUUAGCUACAGGAGCUGUGAUGGAGAAGGACGCAAAAAAAAAAAAACACUUCAGCUCGCCCCACCGACAAAAGUGGGAAGAAAACGCCGACAGAAGAAAGGGCGGAGUCGAAGAGGACAUGUGACCAAGCGAGGAAUCUAACUCGAAUAAACAUCGGGUCAUCCUUUCCAGUUGAUGGCGUUUACCGCCGCUAGUCACUAACAAUCCGACACGGUGGAUCCUAUUUGAAGCUAGCGUAGGAUCUUCUGCCAGAGGGGGUGUGUCGUGGGGAGGGCGAUACAGGUUCAGGGGGCGGAGUUAUGGUGGAGAUUUUAGGAGAAUUAAAAUCGGAGAAACAGGUGAAAUCAUAAACACGAACAUUUCCGAAGACUUUGAAAAACUUGUCGAUAUUUUCGGUAUAAAGAGUAAAAAUUAGUUGUCCGAGGAUUGACCCCUGGGGUACUCCUGUGGGUGACACUCACAGUUUGCACAGUUCUGCUCACGAAAACACGACGUUCUAUUGUUUGUGUCGGCUUUCCUUGCAGUUGCAGCUUGCGGCCACAGAGGGCGCUAUUGAGGAGAGAUUAAAAAAAGAAACGCAGCUCAACAGUGACCCCCCUGAAGGUUUAAAUAUACAGCGAAGGAUUGUGGGGGAAAGUGCGCGGACGUGUCUGAGCGAUGACUCAGCGCGCCGCGUGUUAGCGAUUAGCUUAAUGAAGAGGAGGAGGAGGAGGAGGAGGCCGUAAAGCGCGCUGACCUGCGUCUCCUCUCACACCCUGAACGCCUCCCUGCCGCCGCAGACGCUUCAUUAGAGCACCUCCACCGCUUGUUAAAGCUGCGGGAGACUCACACACACACACACACACACACACACACACACUUAACUGCUCACACACACACACACACACACACACACACACACACACACACACACUCAGGUUUUUUUGCAUAUGAUCACCCCCUCUCUUCGGUGCAGCUGCAGAUGUAUACGAGAACAAACGCACGUUUUACACAUCAGACCGAGUUUUAUCAACCAUGACGCACACACACACACACACACACUGGAACACAUUAAAGCGCAAUAAGCUGCUGCAGACCUGAGUGUGUGUGUGUGUGUGUGUUUAAAAAGUGUACACUCUUGUGUUGUGGUAAUAAGUGUGUGUGUGUUUUUUUUUGUAGAUACACUCUGCCGGGGAUCCACGGUCUCAACUUCGUCCUGAAGAAUUCACUGGGAGGGGGAGGGGUGGCCUCUCUACGCAGUGACCCCCAGGUAACACACACACACACACACACACACACACACACACACACACUUACACUAGGUCUGAGGUCUCAAAGAGACUUGAGAUACUUUCAGGAGACCGAACUUCACCCUGACAUUCAAAACUUAAAAAAGAGCUUUUCCAGACAGACGAUGGAGAAGUUUGUUCAAGAAAAACAGACAAAAACAAGCAAAAAUGGACAAAAACAGUCAAAUACAAACAAACACAACCAAGAAAAGACAAACACAUACAGACAAAAACAACAAAAAAGACAAAAUCAGACAAAACUAGAAAAACACAAACAAAAACAAGCAAAAUUGGACAAAAACAGACUGAAAAAGGACGAAAACAGACAAAGACAAACAAAAAACAGACAACAACAGGCAAAAACCAACAAAAAUCGACAAAAAAGGGCAAAACCAAACAAAAACAAGCAAAAAACUGACAAAAAAGGACGAAAACAGACAAAGACAAACAAAAAACAGACAACAACAGGCAAAAACCAACAAAAAUCGACAAAAAAGGGCAAAACCAAACAAAAACAAGCAAAAAACUGACAAAAAGGGACAAAAACAGACAAAGACAAACAAAAAACAGACAACAACAGGCAAAACCAAACAAAAACAAGCAGAAAACUGACAAAAAAACCCAGACAAAAGCUGAUAGGAACAGACAAAACUAACAAAAAACAGACAAAACAAGCAAAAAUGGACAAAAACAGACAAACACAAACAAGAAAAGAUAAAAACAAACAAAAAAAGACAAAUCAAACAAAAAAGGUAGAUACAAACAAAAACAAGCAAAAUUGGACAAAAACAGACCAAAAAAGACAAAAACUGGCAAAAAAACAGACAAAAACAAACAAAAAUAAGAAAAAACUGACAAGAAAAAAAGACAAAAAUAGACAAAAACAAAAAACACAAAAAACACAAAACACAAACACAAACAAAGUUAUAAACAGAAACAGACAAAAAGACAAAAACAGACAAUAAUAGACAAACCCAAACAACAACAGACAAAACCGGGAAAAAACAAACAAACAAAAAAAAAAAAAACAGACAAAAACAGACCAUAAAAAGGACAAAAAUGGACAAGAACAGACAAAGACAUAAACAGACAAAAACAAAAACAGACAAAAACAUAAACAGACAAAAACAAAAACAGACAAAAACAAAAACAGACAAAAACACAGCUCUGACUUUCUGCUCUUUCUUCAUCCCGGAGUUUCUCUUCACUUUCUUCCUCUUUUCUCCUCCUUAUUUCAUCACCUCCUGUCCUCGUUCAGAUCGGACUCACUUUGACCUGAAAAUGUUUCUCUUCUGUCGUGUCGUCAGGGCGUCUGCGGAUCAGAUACAGGACAACAGAAUUUUCAGACAUUUGAGGCGUUUUAAUUUAAAUCUAAGUUUUCAAAGAGCAGAAGUGAAAGUUUCCAGGUUUAGAAGCAACAUCUGCGUCCAUCCAGACAAAAACAUCUUCAGUGAAGACCUUCAUAUGAUCCCAAACCACAUUCUGACAACAGCAUGGCUCUGUAGGAGAAGAGUCCUGCUGAGGACUCAGAGGUCGAGUUUGGUCGUCUUCCUCUGGCGUAGAUUCAGAUCCUGAGUUUCAGAUCUUCUCUGCAGACCACACAGAACAGAUUUACCGAGCCUCAUUAAAGCCUCGUUACUCUUCGUCAUCGCGGCGCUGACUUCAGGAAACAGCUUCAACACACACCCCCACUCCUCGUAGACGCUCCUGUAAAGUUUUUACCGCCUCGCUGGAAUCCACAACACAUCAAACACACACUCCAAUAAAACUCCAACACAUGAGGCGUAAAUCCAAACACAUGAGCCGGCUCUUUGUUUUCCUCCUGCGGUGAGUUUCUAAAGUCUCUGCUCUGUCUUUUUUUUUCAGGGUAAAGCUUACGGUCAGAUGCUGCUGGACCUGAAGCUGAAAGGACUCCCCGACCUCAAGUCUUUGGUGGACUGAGCGAAAGUGAGAGAGACUGAGAGACGGAAGGAGGUAAAGAUGGAACGAGAAGAAGAAACUCCGAAAGACUUUAUUUCAUCUCGACUGAAACACAAGAGGAUCGUUUACAGAUCGAAGAGAUUUUCUCUGUCCUGAAACAUUGAGACGGCCGAAUCAAAGUGAGAUCGACUUUUGAAAAACUUUCUUUUCUGCUGGAUCAGUACGAUCCGCACUCCGCAACCAAACCAGACAUCCAGGACUCCAUUAGAGGUUUUUAAAGGGAUAUCCGGGCGUAAAAUUAAUUUAGGGUCAAACACACUGUAACACCGAGUUAGACCCCCCCU
Xyrichtys novacula (pearly razorfish) is the source of this 24234-nucleotide messenger RNA. The record is from the annotation of a GenBank genome assembly. Lineage: Eukaryota; Metazoa; Chordata; Actinopteri; Labriformes; Labridae.